This is a messenger RNA of Nothoprocta perdicaria, 1924 nucleotides long. RefSeq names its product solute carrier family 22 member 7 (gene SLC22A7). Lineage: Eukaryota; Metazoa; Chordata; Aves; Tinamiformes; Tinamidae. The transcript is spliced from 10 exons. Gene Ontology annotation, biological process: transmembrane transport. Gene Ontology annotation, molecular function: transmembrane transporter activity. The record is from RefSeq and is a predicted model, not a curated record. The coding region runs from base 125 to 1909 and encodes 594 amino acids. Gene Ontology annotation, cellular component: membrane.
AACCUUUCAGCAAGGUCUCAAAGUCCAAGGAAGGGGCUGUACAAAAAGCCAUAAGAAGUCGAGGUCCAAGGACAGAGACCACUCCAAGCUCGUGUAGCUGCUCCCCGGUACUUAGCAGCUUUGAAUGAGAAAACUCCACAGAAAAGAAAUGAAGUUUGAAGAUCUCUUGCUGGACAUUGGUGGCUUUGGCCGAUUCCAGAUUUUGAUUUUGUUUCUCCUCUGCUUCCCAAGAAUCAACCUUCCCAUGCAUUUCCUGCUGCACAAUUUUCUUGCUGCUACUCCCUCUCAUCACUGUGCAAUUCCACACCAGGAGGCAUUUGUGAACUUCACCACAGAGGAACUUCUACUCAUCAGCAUCCCCCGGGAGCCUGACGGCACCUUCAGGUCCUGUGAGAUGUUCUCACAACCUCAGUUUUACCUCCUGCUCAAUUCCUCUCUGCAACCAGAAAAUGACUCGAUUAUUGAGCCCUGCAAGCACGGAUGGGUCUACGACCACUCGCAGUUUGCCUCCACCAUAGCCACCCAGUGGGACCUGGUGUGUGAGCAGCGUGGACUGAACCAAGCGACUGCAACGUUCUUCUUCGUUGGUGUCACAGUGGGGGCUGUGAUCUUUGGAUACCUUUCGGACAGGUACGGCCGGAGAGCUCUGCUGCUGCUGUCGCUGCUCUGCUCGCUGCUCUUCGGGAUGCUGAGCGCCGCCUCCGCCUCCUACACCAUGCUGGCUGCCACGCGGACCCUCACCGGCGCGGCCCUCAGCGGCAUCUCCCUUAUCGUGCUGCCUUUGGGGAUGGAGUGGGUGGACGUGCAGCAUCGCACCCUCUCGGGGAUCCUCACGAGCAUCUUCUGGAGCGUCGGGAACAUGCUGCUCGCCAUGGUGGCCUACCUGGUGCGGGACUGGCGCUGGCUCCUGGUGGCCGUAACUGGGCCGUGUCUCCUGAGCAUCGUGUGCCUGUGGUGGGUCCCGGAGUCUGCCCGCUGGCUCAUAGCCAACGGCAAGGCGAAGCAGGCUCACAGGCAUCUGCUUCGCUGCGCGAGGAUCAACGGCAGGAAGGACUUCACCAUCUCCACAGAGGCCCUCAAGAGGAUGACGACGGAGAAGGCAGGGCACGGCCACUCCUACGUCAGCCUGUUCAGGACCCCGGUCCUGCGGAGGAUCUCCCUCUGCUCUGGCGCUGUGUGGUUUGGCGUUGCCUUCUCUUACUACGGCAUGAGCAUGAAUCUAACGGGUUUUGGGCUCGAUAUCUAUCUCUCCCAAUUUGUUUUUGGCAUCAUUGAGAUCCCAGCCAAGCUGAUCAUGUAUGUGCUAGUGAACCGAGUUGGACGACGGCAGAGUCAGGCGUGGACCCUCAUCCUGACGGGACUGUGCAUUGGAGCCAACGUCAUCAUCCCCAAGUCUUUCAGCUCCCUGCGCUCUGUAGUAGCCGUUAUGGGCAAGGGCUUCUCUGAAUCUGCCUUCACUACUGUCUUCUUGUACACGUCCGAGCUCUACCCCACCGUACUGAGGCAGAGCGGCAUGGGCUACACGUCCUUCGUGGCCCGCCUGGGCGGCGCGCUGGCCCCGCUGGUGUUCCUGCUGGACAGCGUGUGGCCGCCCCUGCCGGAGGUGACGUACUGCGGCGUGGCGGCCUGCUGCGGCUCCGUGGCCUUCCUGCUCCCCGAGACGCUGCACGCGCGCCUGCCCGAGGGCGUCGAGGACGUGGAGGGCACGUGCGUGUUUCCUUCCUUUCAGGGCGAAAGAGCCGCUGCGAAACUCUGCUCUGGAGGGCACGCUGCUACAGGCUCAGCCCAAGUGAGGGCCUGCGUGGGACCACCGCACAUACCACGGGGGACUGCAAAGCUGAGCCAAGUUCCACCCUUUCCCCCAAAAAAUAAUGAAAGAAAAAAAGAAAAACUCCUUGCUGUCCUAUAGUCUGUUUCUUCAGAG